GUGGUUAUCGAGUUCAUACCAUCGUCAACGAGCAUGCCAUUCACGACGAGGCUUCUGCUCAACGAGGAGGGAGGAACACGCCAGAAGCUUUUCCAAAACACCGGCUGAUUAACUCAUGGAGUGGGAGUCCGAGUCUCAGAAAACUGUUGAAUCCGCCUGACAGUGAGCCUCCUUCCUCCUCCUCCUCCUCCUCCUCCUCCUUACAAUCACCAUCGUUAUCAACAUCGUCCUCCGCUCCUACAUCCUCCUCCUCUCCUCUUUCUCCACUCCCUUCCACUUCAUUCUCUGCUUCUCAAACGCUGUCAAACGGAACUCCGAACGAGUCCUCGACGCCGCCAUCGCCAGCCUCUUCUUCAUCAUCCACUUCCUUCUCCUCCUCCUCCUCGUUCUCCGUACCUCCUUCUUCGUCAGCAGCAGAAGCUGGAGGGUCGUCGGACAUAGCCUCCGAGUCGCCAUCAUCUUCUACCUUCCCUGAAGCACCGGUCAUCUCCAACGUUGCUGGGGCUUCGCAGGCUGCGCGGCGACAAGGGAGCAAGAGGGAGAACCAACCACCUCCCGGCGUCGUUUUUCCUGCUGCUAUCAUCGCUGCUAUCGCUAUGCUGGGCUUGGUUCUGUAUGCACUUCGCCGUAAAGCCGGUCAAGAUACAGACUUUCAGGACGGAAAUCGCCCGACUCGGAGGACGUCGAUUCUGGCAUGGGCGGAAGUGGAUAUGGCUGAACGUGUCCGCUUUUCCCGUCUGAAACGGGCGACGAAAGACUUCGACGAAAGUCACCGCGUCAAAGGCGACGAAGAUGGAGUCGGGGACAUUUACCGUGGUAAUUUGAUAGUUACUGGAUUGCAAGGCGAGGUUGCAAUCAAGCGGCUGAGGGGCAGUUUCGACCUGAAGGGGGAGAAGUCCGAGAAGGCAGACCAGUUCGUCAGCGAGCUGGCGGCCAUAGCCAGAGCUCGACACCGCGCCAUCUCCAAGCCUAUCGCUUACAGCAUCAACGGCAACGAAGCUCUGGUUGUCUACGCUUUCAACACGAAGGGCAGCUUGCGCGAUCUGUUGGGUCCCGGGAUUCGAAAGCUGGGCGACCGGAAGAGAGACCGAGAUGAUCCAGUCCGUAAAAUCACGAGGCUAACCUCCUUCUCCUUCCCUGCCAACGUUCUCCCAUGGCCAGCUCGCGUUGAAAUCGUCAAGCAGGUCGCUUUGGCUCUACGAUACCUCCACGAAGAGCUGUACCCCCCUCUCUUCCAUCGGAACGUGAAGAGCACGAACGUGAUGGUCGAACUGAGACUGGAAGCUGAAGGUGUGCGCGCCUAUCUGACCGACUUCGGCUUCGAAUCCGUCGAGAAUUGGACAAGUACUGGCGAGAGAACGAGGCAGAGGUUCGGCCUGAGGGAGGUGGUGGGGGUGGUGAUGGGGAGAGAGAAUCCUUUGGUCGCGUUAACUGGAUACGAACCGAGGACUGCUGAGGUCAAGGCUUGUUCGAGACCCGUCGGCGAUGGCGGCGUCGUCGUCGUCUCAUCGUCGAGCUCGCCUGCUGCUCGGGCUGAUGUGUACGCUUUUGGAGUCGUGUUGCUUGAGAUAGUCACAGGGAGAACGGCUGUCUUCCCGACGGAGGAGGAGGAUCUGAUCACACUGACGGAUUGGUGCAGGCGUUGGCUCUUUGCUGCAGCGGGUCAAUCGUUAGUCAGAGAAAUGGUGGACCCUCGAAUCGUGUUGACGUUGAACGAGAGGCAAUGGCAGGUUGUGAAUGAAAUUGCUUGGCUUGGAUUAGAAUGCACAAGAGACGAUCCGGCGGAGCGUGGUUAUCGAGUUCAUACCAUCGUCAACGAGCAUGCCAUUCACGACGAGGCUUCUGCUCAACGAGGAGGGAGGAACACGCCAGAAGCUUUUCCAAAACACCGGCUGAUUAACUCAUGGAGUGGGAGUCCGAGUCUCAGAAAACUGUUGAAUCCGCCUGACAGUGAGCCUCCUUCCUCCUCCUCCUCCUCCUCCUCCUCCUUACAAUCACCAUCGUUAUCAACAUCGUCCUCCGCUCCUACAUCCUCCUCCUCUCCUCUUUCUCCACUCCCUUCCACUUCAUUCUCUGCUUCUCAAACGCUGUCAAACGGAACUCCGAACGAGUCCUCGACGCCGCCAUCGCCAGCCUCUUCUUCAUCAUCCACUUCCUUCUCCUCCUCCUCCUCGUUCUCCGUACCUCCUUCUUCGUCAGCAGCAGAAGCUGGAGGGUCGUCGGACAUAGCCUCCGAGUCGCCAUCAUCUUCUACCUUCCCUGAAGCACCGGUCAUCUCCAACGUUGCUGGGGCUUCGCAGGCUGCGCGGCGACAAGGGAGCAAGAGGGAGAACCAACCACCUCCCGGCGUCGUUUUUCCUGCUGCUAUCAUCGCUGCUAUCGCUAUGCUGGGCUUGGUUCUGUAUGCACUUCGCCGUAAAGCCGGUCAAGAUACAGACUUUCAGGACGGAAAUCGCCCGACUCGGAGGACGUCGAUUCUGGCAUGGGCGGAAGUGGAUAUGGCUGAACGUGUCCGCUUUUCCCGUCUGAAACGGGCGACGAAAGACUUCGACGAAAGUCACCGCGUCAAAGGCGACGAAGAUGGAGUCGGGGACAUUUACCGUGGUAAUUUGAUAGUUACUGGAUUGCAAGGCGAGGUUGCAAUCAAGCGGCUGAGGGGCAGUUUCGACCUGAAGGGGGAGAAGUCCGAGAAGGCAGACCAGUUCGUCAGCGAGCUGGCGGCCAUAGCCAGAGCUCGACACCGCGCCAUCUCCAAGCCUAUCGCUUACAGCAUCAACGGCAACGAAGCUCUGGUUGUCUACGCUUUCAACACGAAGGGCAGCUUGCGCGAUCUGUUGGGUCCCGGGAUUCGAAAGCUGGGCGACCGGAAGAGAGACCGAGAUGAUCCAGUCCGUAAAAUCACGAGGCUAACCUCCUUCUCCUUCCCUGCCAACGUUCUCCCAUGGCCAGCUCGCGUUGAAAUCGUCAAGCAGGUCGCUUUGGCUCUACGAUACCUCCACGAAGAGCUGUACCCCCCUCUCUUCCAUCGGAACGUGAAGAGCACGAACGUGAUGGUCGAACUGAGACUGGAAGCUGAAGGUGUGCGCGCCUAUCUGACCGACUUCGGCUUCGAAUCCGUCGAGAAUUGGACAAGUACUGGCGAGAGAACGAGGCAGAGGUUCGGCCUGAGGGAGGUGGUGGGGGUGGUGAUGGGGAGAGAGAAUCCUUUGGUCGCGUUAACUGGAUACGAACCGAGGACUGCUGAGGUCAAGGCUUGUUCGAGACCCGUCGGCGAUGGCGGCGUCGUCGUCGUCUCAUCGUCGAGCUCGCCUGCUGCUCGGGCUGAUGUGUACGCUUUUGGAGUCGUGUUGCUUGAGAUAGUCACAGGGAGAACGGCUGUCUUCCCGACGGAGGAGGAGGAUCUGAUCACACUGACGGAUUGGUGCAGGCGUUGGCUCUUUGCUGCAGCGGGUCAAUCGUUAGUCAGAGAAAUGGUGGACCCUCGAAUCGUGUUGACGUUGAACGAGAGGCAAUGGCAGGUUGUGAAUGAAAUUGCUUGGCUUGGAUUAGAAUGCACAAGAGACGAUCCGGCGGAGCGUCCCACCACUCAAAACGUGCUGCAUCAAUUAAUAUCCAUCGCCCGCUAGCCUGCGCUAGGUCGUGGAUAUGAUACAAUGUCAUGCUGCUGUUCAACUACGGUACCUGUUCAUCACUUCCAAUAAUCCAAUUAUUCCAAUGCAAUGAAAAUCAAUCAAUCGU
Molecule: messenger RNA, 3738 nt
Organism: Chara braunii
Lineage: Eukaryota; Viridiplantae; Streptophyta; Charophyceae; Charales; Characeae
Source: the annotation of a GenBank genome assembly